Molecule: messenger RNA, 598 nt
Organism: Melanotaenia boesemani (Boeseman's rainbowfish)
Lineage: Eukaryota; Metazoa; Chordata; Actinopteri; Atheriniformes; Melanotaeniidae
Product: gamma-crystallin M2-like
Exons: 1
Coding region: 32-598 (188 amino acids)
Biological process (GO): lens development in camera-type eye; visual perception
Molecular function (GO): structural constituent of eye lens
Source: RefSeq, a predicted model, not a curated record
CAGCAUCGCCUCUAGCAACAACACCGCAAAGAUGACCUCCACUGACAUGAACAUGAUGAGCAGGAUCGUCUUCUACGAGGACAGGAACUUCCAGGGCCGCUCCUAUGAGUGCAUGGGCGACUGCGGUGACAUGUCCUCCUACCUGAGCCGAUGCCACUCCUGUAGGGUGGAGAGGGGAUGCUUUAUGGUCUACGACCGCACCAACUACAUGGGGAAUCAGUACUUCAUGAGAAGGGGCGAGUACGCCGACUACAUGAGCAUGUUCGGCAUGAACGACUGCAUCAGGUCCUGCCGCAUGAUCCCCAUGUACAGAGGAUCCUAUAGGAUGAGGAUCUACGAGAGGGAGAACUUCAUGGGCACGAUGCACGAGAUGAUGGAUGACUGCGACAACAUCAUGGACCGCUACAGGAUGUCCAACUGCAUGUCCUGCAACGUGAUGGACGGCCACUGGCUGAUGUACGACCAGCCCAACUACAGAGGAAGGAUGAUGUACUUCAGGCCUGGAGAGUACAGGAACUUCAUGCACAUGGGCAUGGGCAUGGGCAUGGGCGGCAUGAGGUUCAUGAGCAUGAGGCGCAUCAUGGACUCCUACUACUAA